Molecule: messenger RNA, 1080 nt
Organism: Corvus hawaiiensis (hawaiian crow)
Lineage: Eukaryota; Metazoa; Chordata; Aves; Passeriformes; Corvidae
Gene: VIP
Product: vasoactive intestinal peptide
Exons: 7
Coding region: 204-800 (198 amino acids)
Biological process (GO): learning or memory; phospholipase C-activating G protein-coupled receptor signaling pathway; regulation of sensory perception of pain
Cellular component (GO): extracellular region; perikaryon; neuron projection
Molecular function (GO): peptide hormone receptor binding; neuropeptide hormone activity
Source: RefSeq, a predicted model, not a curated record
AAGCAGAAACGUGUAAACGCUAUAAAACGCGGCGGCGCGGCGGGCAGCUCAGAGCGUGCGGCGAGACGGAGCCCUCCUCUUCAUCUUCCUCACCCUCUGCCGCCGCCCCGGCAGCAGAGCAGCGGACCAGGGCUCACUCCCCCAGCACCGCUCCGCGUCCGCCCAGCCAGACCCACCGACGGACUCGCGGCUCCGUGGCGGCCAUGGAGCACCGCGGCGCCUCCCCGCUCCUCCUCGCCCUCGCCCUCCUCAGCGCCCUCUGCUGGCGGGCGCGGGCGCUGCCCCCGCGGGGCGCCGCCUUCCCUCCCGUGCCGCGAUUGGGAAACAGAAUGCCAUUUGAUGGAGCCAGUGAACCUGACCAUGCCCGUGGGUCAUUAAAGUCAGAAUCAGAUAUUUUGCAGAACACAUUACCUGAAAAUGAGAAAUUCUAUUUUGAUCUGUCCAGAAUUAUUGAUAGAAAUGCAAGGCAUGCUGAUGGAAUUUUCACCAGUGUCUACAGCCAUCUUUUGGCUAAACUUGCUGUGAAGAGAUAUCUGCAUUCGCUUAUUAGAAAACGAGUUAGCUCCCAGGACAGUCCUGUCAAGCGCCACUCUGAUGCUGUCUUCACUGACAAUUACAGCCGCUUUCGAAAGCAGAUGGCUGUGAAGAAAUACUUAAACUCAGUUUUAACUGGAAAAAGAAGCCAGGAAGAGCUAAACCCUGCUAAACUUCGAGAUGAAGCAGAACUUCUUGAACCAUCCUUUUCAGAAAACUACGAUUCCGUAGAUGAGCUGCUGAGCCACCUCCCACUGGACCUCUGAAGGACACCUGGUAAAGUCUAUGACAAGAACAAGCUAUUUUUGAGUUCCACAUAGUAUUUCAAAGAGAUGACUUUAGUCAUCAAACCAGAACAAAUAUGUUGUGAAGUGAAAGUUGUGAUAUAUUUGUUUCUUAUGUAAUAAAAGUUGAUAUUUACAUUGUAAAUAUUACUCUAGAGUUCUCUACUGAAAGCUGUACAUAUGGAUGCCAGUUUAACUCAUGAGAAGUCUGUGAGUCCAUAUGCUGUAAAUCCUUUACUUCAAUAAAUUCAUUUGAAAAUGA